AUGGCUGAUCGUCGGUUUACAAUCCAAGCUGAUCCUCGUGGCUUUAAUGCAGCGAAAACAACAGCACCAUCGAACGCUGCACGUGAUGAUAUUCAAUCGCAAUUUCCUAACGCUGGUCCAUCGUCGGGUAACGCUGGAGGAGCUGGUGAACGUCGUCCAUCUCAAGCAUUUUUUCGACGUUUAUCAAUGUCUUUGGGCAGUAAUCGAAAAUCUUCAAUGUUUCCUACAUCGAAUCAACCUCGACCAAAUACAUAUCGAAUGGAACCUGAUAAUGAAUAUCGUUUUCGUCCGUAUAAACUUCAAGCUAAAGUACUUGAAGAAUUAGCCGAACAAAUGAAAGAUCAAGCCUAUGAUCCAACAACCGUGAAUGAACUUGUUAAAGAAAUUUCACGUAGUGUUAAUCAAUUAGUCAAAAACUUUCAAUUACCACGAUAUAAAAUUGUUGUUCAAGCAAUGAUUGUACAAAAAUAUGACCAAAUUUUACGUGCUGGGUCACGUUGUUUAUGGGAUCCAAAAACAGAUAAUAUGCUAUCGGUUCAUUAUGAAACAAAAGAUAUGGUAGCUGUUGUUACUGUUUAUGCUGUUUAUUUUGAGUAG
Molecule: messenger RNA, 597 nt
Organism: Rotaria socialis
Lineage: Eukaryota; Metazoa; Rotifera; Eurotatoria; Philodinida; Philodinidae
Source: the annotation of a GenBank genome assembly